AUGUUAGCCUUGGAAAGGCAAUCUGAUUCAGUCAUGCAACAGUUAGCUACUAUCACUAUGGAGCUACAAAAACGAAAUAACGACCAGCAAAGGGAGGGAAGUUACUCAAGGAAUCAGCAACACAAUUCUCACCAUCGUGACAACGACCAGGAACUGCAACCUAGACAGGUAAGGAUUGAUUUUCCUUACUUUCAUGGGGAUGACCCCAGUGGUUGGUUGUACAAAACAAAGCACUACUUUACUUUCUACAAUACUAUGCCUCAACACAAGCUAAGGUUGGCCUCUUUCCACAUGGAAGGGCCAUCCCUUGUUUGGUUCCAAGAUUUAGAAGAAUCUGGGACCAUCCAAGACUGGGAAGGGUUCACCAAGGCAUUAUUGGUCAGGUUUGGACCAUCUGCCUAUGAUGAUCCAAUGGAGUAUCUUACAAGACUCAAGCAAACUGGUUCAGUGGAAGAUUAUAAAACCAGUUUUGAAGGGCUGUCCAAUAGACUAAAGAAGCUUUCUGAGGACUAUAAACUGAGUUGUUUUCUCAGUGGAUUGAAGGACGAAAUCAGGUUGCCGGUACGUAUGUUUGGGCCUAAGAACUUGUUGACAGCUUACAGUUUAGCAAAAAUUCAGGAAGAGCAUGUUGGGUUGGUUAGAAAGGGGGUUAGGGGACUCGGCUAUGACCAUGAUCCGGGAAUCUUGAAAACACCACCACACUCCUCCUCAAGCUUACACAAUAACCUUAAAGCCCCACAGCACCCUAGUUCCAGCUUUCAUAACCACCCAAAUAGCCAACAAAGAGCCAUUGUACCAGUCCAUAAAAUCAAACCACAACAAAUGAAAGACCAGAGAGAUAAGGGUUUGUGUUACUAUUGUGAUUCCAAGUGGAAUCCGGGCCAUAAAUGCCAACAACCCAAGCUUUUUCUCAUUGAGGAGGUUGAGGAAGAGUUGAGUGAUACCUUGAAGGAGGAGGAAGCGAUAGAAGGGGGAGAGAUGCUGGAUUUUGUUACAAAUACUGUGCAACCAGAAAUAUCAUUACAUGCUUUGAUUGGUUCAGUCAACCCUAGAACCAUGAGGGUAAAGGGUAGAGUGGGGAACCAGAAGGUAGUUAUUUUAAUUGACUCUGGGAGCACCCAUAAUUUCAUAGACCCUUCUGUGAUUAAAAAGGCAAAAGUCCCAGUGAAUAGUGACAGAAUAAUUAAGGUAAGAGUGGCCAAUGGGGAGACAGUCAUGAGUGAAGGUAGUUGUGCCUCAUUGAGAGUAAGGAUACAAGGGAAUGUAUUUGUGACUGAAGCAUUUGUGUUGGUAUUAGUGGGCUGUGACAUGGUGUUGGGAGUGCAAUGGCUGCAUGAGUUGGGGUCCAUUAUAUGGAACUUUAAAGAAUUAUCUAUGAAAUUUCAUCAUGACAGCAAGGAGCUGCUGCCCUCUGGGGUUAUAAGGCCAAGCCAAUGCCCAUAUUCCUCACCGGUGUUGUUAGUGAGGAAGGCGGAUGGGACAUGGCGCAUGUGUGUGGAUUAUAGGUCCUUGAACAAGGUGACAAUUAAGGACAAGUUUCCUAUACCAGUGGUGGAAGAGUUAUUGGAUGAAUUAAGCGGGUCUAAACUAUUUUCAAAGCUGGAUUUGCGCUCCGGGUACCACCAAAUCAGGGUCAAGCCAGAAGAUAUCCCAAAAACGGCUUUUAGGACUCAUGAAGGGCACUAUGAGUUCCUAGUUAUGCCUUUUGGCGCUAACUUGGAUGAUCAUCUUAGGCAUUUACAAUUAACAUUGGAGUUGUUACAGCAGCAUAACCUGUUGGCUAAGCUUUCUAAAUGCAAGCUAUUACCGCCGUUUUAUAAAAGGGUAUGGAAGCAUAGCUGCCCCGUUAACACAGUUGCUAAAAAAAAUCAGUUUGCUUGGAAUGAGGAGGCAAAGGAAGCUUUUCAGCUCCUUAAGCAGGCAGUAAGUCAACCCCCUGUAUUGGUUCUUCCAGAUUUUGCCCUUCCUUUUAUAAUAGAAUGUGACGGAUCGGGAGGGGCAAUUGGGGCUGUCUUGAUGCAAAAGAACAGGCCCAUUGCUUUUUUCAGUCAGGCUUUAAAGGGCAGGAUCCUAAAUCUGUCCACCUAUGAGAAAGAGCUCUAUGCAUUGGUAAUGGCAGUGCAAAAAUGGCGACCCUACUUGUUGGGACACCCGUUUGUGGUGAGGACAGAUCACCAAAGCUUGAAGUACCUUUUAGAGCAGAAAAUAGGUACUCCUAUGCAGCAAAAGUGGACCUUAAAAUUAUUAGGGUAUGAUAUGUUGGUGGAGUACAAAAAGGGGCUGGAAAACAAGGCAGCAGAUGCCUUAUCUAGAAGAAGUGAGGGAGAGGAGCAAAGAGUGGAAGCCACCUUGGCGGUCAUUGCCUUACCAACCUUGGAGUGGAUGGAAGAGAUUAAAAAGGGGUAUAGGGAGGAUCCUAAAGUACUAGAGCUAAUGGAGAGAUUUCAAAAGGGGGAAUUACCUCAAAAAUACUCAGUAAGAGAGGGACUGUUUUUUUACAAGCAGAGACUAGUAGUGGCUGAUGAUGCAGCCUUCAAACAGAAAUUGUUGCAGCUGGUGCACUCUAGUGCCUUGGGGGGACAUUCGGGGUAUGAUAAGACCCUCCAUAGACUUAGAAGAGACUUUUAUUGGGAGGGUAUGAAGAAAAAUGUGAAGGAGUACAUUACGGAUUGUGAAAUCUGCCAGUGUGUGAAAGUGGAUUAG
This is a messenger RNA of Juglans regia (Persian walnut), 2703 nucleotides long. RefSeq lists its product as uncharacterized. The transcript is spliced from 4 exons. The record is from RefSeq and is a predicted model, not a curated record. NCBI's taxonomy places the organism in Eukaryota, Viridiplantae, Streptophyta, Magnoliopsida, Fagales, Juglandaceae. Bases 1 to 2703 code for a protein of 900 amino acids.